CUCACUGAGUCAACUCGUCUCUCUCUUUUCCGUUUCUCAGUUUCAUCUCUCUAACCAAGAAGGUAAAAAAAAACGCCGAUUCGUCGAGAAAGUGAAACGCAGAUCGAUCACUGAAAGCAGACUUAGAUAUUGUGGUGCUUUCGAUCAUCGGGAGAGUCUCUGCCAUGAAUGGGAACAACGGAGGAUCAGUUCCGAUUGAGAAAUGUAACGCGAGCGUGGUUUACAUGUCCGGCUACCUACCAGGAGCCUCGCCGGAAAAGUCUCCGAUUCUCUCUCCUGUUCCCGUGCGGUUACCGGCGGCUAUUCACGGCGAGGGUUCAUGGAAAGACGUGUGCGGCGGCGGUUGUGGAUUCGCUAUGGCUAUCUCAGAGAAUGGGAAGCUUAUAACUUGGGGGUCUUCUGAUGAUGAAGGACAGAGCUAUGUAGCUUCUGGAAAGCAUGGGGAAACUCCAGAGCCGUUUCCACUUCCCUCCGAGGCUCCAGUCAUACAGGCUUCUGCAGGAUGGGCACAUUGUGCCGUUGUAACAGAGGCUGGUGAAGCGUUUACUUGGGGUUGGAAGGAGUGCAUUCCAUCAAAGGAUGUUGGUGGGAAGCAGCAGAGUGUCUCGAGUGAGCAAGGUACAAAUGCAUCAAGCGGUCAGAAUGAGAACAGAAAGGUGGGAGAGGAACCAGUGAAGCGGAGACGGGUUUCAACCACCAAAGAUGAAACGGAAGGCCUUACAUCUGGAGAGGACUACUUUGCUACAACACCUUCGCUUGUGAGUGUUGGCCUCGGAGUGAGGAUCACCAGCGUUGCUACUGGUGGUCGGCAUACUCUAGCAUUGUCAGAUAUAGGACAGGUUUGGGGUUGGGGAUAUGGAGGCGAAGGGCAGUUAGGAUUGGGUUCCAGGAUUAAAAUGGUUUCAGCUCCUCAUCUGAUACCUUUCCUUGAAUCACCUGGCUCUGGAAAAGAAAGAUCUUUUGUUUUGCAUCAAGGGACAUCAACCACGUCAAGAGUUCCUGGUCAGUAUAUAAAGGCGAUUUCAUGUGGAGGGCGUCAUAGUGCGGCAAUUACAGUUGCAGAUGCUGGAGGGUUAAUAACUUUUGGCUGGGGACUCUAUGGACAGUGUGGCCACGGGAACACAAAUGAUCAGUUAAGGCCCAUGGCUGUGGCAGAAGUGCAGAAUGUUCAGAUGGAAAGCAUAGCAGCUGGACUGUGGCAUACUAUUUGCAUCUCAAGUGAGGGUAAAGUGUUCGCCUUCGGUGGAAACCAAUUUGGGCAACUGGGAACUGGCACUGAUCAUGCUGAGACCAUACCGAGGUUGCUGGAUGGGCAGAACAUGGAGAACAAACAUGCAAUGGCAGUUAGCUGUGGAGCGCGACAUAGUGCGGUUUUGACAGAUGAUGGUCAGUUGCUAUGCUGGGGAUGGAACAAAUACGGCCAGCUGGGUCUAGGGGACACGAUUGACCGGAACAUUCCGACACAAGUCCAGCUCGACGGCUGCAGACUGAGAAAAGUGGCGUGUGGAUGGUGGCAUACUUUACUACUAGCUGACUCACCCACCUGAGCUUUCCCAAACCUCAAUAUACAUUUUCAGGGUUUCCUUCUUGGUGAAAGAGAUGCUUGUAGGUUUGAUAGAAACUGUACAUACAGGAUAUUUGCUGUAUGUGUGUUUCUUCUUCAAUCUUUCCCUGACUUGAUGUUUUUUAAGGGACAGAUCUUUGACUUUGCAUUGUAUUAUAUGGUAACACAGCAAUAAAACAGCUUUGGUAUGAAAGAAUCUUAGGUCUCGUUGGAUUAAUGUAAAACAUUUGGAUUGCGA
Brassica oleracea var. oleracea is the source of this 1802-nucleotide messenger RNA. Its product is annotated as ultraviolet-B receptor UVR8. The transcript is spliced from 11 exons. The record is from RefSeq and is a predicted model, not a curated record. Bases 165 to 1547 code for a protein of 460 amino acids. NCBI's taxonomy places the organism in Eukaryota, Viridiplantae, Streptophyta, Magnoliopsida, Brassicales, Brassicaceae.